ACCGAGCUAAGGCAUCAGUAACAGGCUAUAUUCCUACCAGCGAGGAUCACAAGCAAAAGCUUCAAACUUUUCCAAAAGCAAACAAAAACAAAACACACACACACAAAAUGUCUCUUGAGCGUGCUAUUCGUGCUAAGAUUGCUGGCAAGCGCAAUCCCGAGAUGGACCAACAAGCCCAGGAAUGGAUUGAAGCUAUUCUUGGUUCCAAAUUCCCCGCCGGUGUUGCGUAUGAGGAUCAUCUUAAGGACGGUCAAGUGUUGUGCACUCUGAUCAACAAACUUUCCCCCAACGCCGUGCCCAAGAUCAACUCAUCCGGUGGUCAAUUCAAAAUGAUGGAAAACAUCAACAACUUCCAGAAAGCAUUGAUCGAAUACGGUGUGCCCGAUUUGGAUGUCUUCCAAACAGUUGACCUGUGGGAAAAGAAGGAUAUUGCACAAGUGACCAACACCAUCUUCGCCAUUGGACGUGCCGCCUACAAACACCCCGAAUUCAAAGGACCCUUCCUUGGACCCAAGCCUGCCGAUGAAUGCAAGCGUGACUUCUCGGAAGAAACACUGCGCGCUGGUCAAGGUAUCAUUGGUCUGCAAGCCGGUUCCAACAAGGGUGCCACACAAGCUGGUCAAAACAUGGGCGCUAGCCGCAAAAUCUUGCUCGGCAAGUAAACAGUUUUCCAGAGGAAAAAAGCCAAAUUGGAACCCAAUCAAUAAUUGGCCUUUGAACCAACUGCUUAUAAACAACAACCUCAUUAACUGGUUGGUUUAGUCCGAUUUUUUGUACUAUUUAAUCUUUAUUAUUUAUGUCAUUAUUUUCUUAUAUUUAUGAAAACUAUAUUUUAUGCAUAAGUUAAAGUAAAAAUUCCUGAAACAAAAAAACAAUCAAAAAUACACACACAAACAGACUCAAACAAGCACAUAACUUCAAAACCACACAAAACCAAAAAGAACCAAAGUUAGAAAAAAGGAGAUUGAUGUAAAAAAAAGUAACAAAAAAAUGUAACGAUAAUGCAAAAGAAAGAAUGAUGGUGCAGAUUUGUAUUUUAUACAAAAGUUAAUGCAAGUUUUAGAAUCUUAAGUUUAUACUUAAGCUAUUUUAUAUAUGAAAAUAACUCGUUGAAAUGUAUCUCAUAA
Molecule: messenger RNA, 1127 nt
Organism: Anastrepha obliqua
Lineage: Eukaryota; Metazoa; Arthropoda; Insecta; Diptera; Tephritidae
Gene: Mp20
Product: muscle-specific protein 20
Exons: 2
Coding region: 108-662 (184 amino acids)
Molecular function (GO): protein binding
Source: RefSeq, a predicted model, not a curated record